This is a messenger RNA of Penicillium lagena, 2013 nucleotides long. RefSeq names its product Zn(II)2Cys6 transcription factor. Lineage: Eukaryota; Fungi; Ascomycota; Eurotiomycetes; Eurotiales; Aspergillaceae. The record is from RefSeq and is a predicted model, not a curated record. The transcript has a single exon. Bases 1 to 2013 code for a protein of 670 amino acids. Gene Ontology annotation, biological process: regulation of DNA-templated transcription. Gene Ontology annotation, molecular function: DNA-binding transcription factor activity, RNA polymerase II-specific; zinc ion binding.
AUGCGCGUUGUCAAGAAUCGUAGCCGUACUGGCUGUUUCAGCUGCCGAGCUCGCCGAGUCAAGUGCGACGAACACAAGCCAACGUGCAAACGAUGCGAAGCUGCGAACAUCGAGUGUGCUGGCUACCAGCAGAAGCGAGAUGUAAAUCCGCGAGGGUUACAUCGAGCUAAGGAAGAUACAUCAUCCCUCGGCCCAAAUUUAUCAGCAGCAUCCCUAUCAGCGACCGGGACGCUACUAGUAGGCCAGCCAGUUCCACAACCCCACGUGGAUGGGGUUUCCCUUGUUGGACUACCCAGCAACCCUCGGCCAGGGCAGCGACCUGGGCCCGGAGCAAGACAUGUUUUAGGCUACCACCAAUUCAUAUUCAGGACACUUCCGUUGCUUUUCCCUCCAGAAGAUUUGCCCUUCUGGAGAGAUGAGCUGUGUCAAGAGGCUUGGGGUUCCGAUUACAUCUACUUGACUUUGAUUGCAUUGGGGGCCUUGCAUCGAGCGGCGCUUAUGAUGUCCAUUUCGGAAGACAUUUAUAGAAAAAGUGGCCUCGACACUAAAAUUACUGCCAUCCAGGUUUAUACUCAGGCUUUGCAGGAGCUAUCGAAUCAGCUGGACGAGGCGAAGAAGACGCCUAGACUCCUUAUUGGAGUGCUCUGCUUAAUGGCAUAUAUCGAGGCAAGCUCACAAACAUUGUUUCUAAAGCUAAGAGAAUUAACAUCAUCCCAGUCAUUUAGUGGCAAUAUACCAGCAUUCAUGGGACAUGUACAGACUGCCAACUAUUAUUUUAAGCUUCUCGCAUUGGCGGAUAGUGAAUCAAAUGCUCAUAAUGACAUGAGGAGGAGGGAGCUAGCGCCUCUAGAGGCUUGUCUGCGAUCAAUUGGGCAGACAUGCCGCGUUGCUUUGCCCUUUCCGCGCAUGCUUGAGGUGUUCCCGGAACGGACUGCCUCCUUGAUGCGUUCCACCGAAUCCACGUCCGCAAUGGAUUGGCCUAUGCUUCAGGGUCUCAUCAACCUUGUCUGUGCUGAAUCUGAUAUCGAAGAACUGGUUUGGAGUCCUUUGGCGGCCUACUCUCGGCGCAUAUCUUCAGCGGUGAUAUAUCGCUUCCAGGAAAAACUUCUCAAAUGGAGGAAUCAUCAUAGCAGCCUCCUCCCUGAGCUCGAUUCUUCUGAUUCCGCCCUGGAGGCUCUGUUGACCUACAAAUGGGAGAAAUUUUCCAUUCCUCCUUCUAAAUAUUCCUCGAUAAGUCCUCAAGGAUGUCUCGUGGCCGCCCACUAUAGCUUCUAUACGGCUCGGAUGAAAUGGGCGUUACAUCUCCUCGACGAGGAUAAAGAGAUCAACCAGAUAUCUGCCAACUUCUACUUCUACGAAACUAUGCGCUUCGCAGCGACACAUGCCAGUGGAUCCAUCGAGAUCAAUGAUACUCAAUAUUCGUAUUCACCACGCGAGGCUCUCAAGAUCGGCUUCCUACCGCUGUUGCAUAUUAUAGGAUUGUGCAGUCCCGAAGUUUCAUGGCUACGCUGGAUCAUUGACCUCUGCGAACAUAUUGAGCAGGAAGGCGUUCUCAAGGGACACACAUUUGCGGCCAAUUUACGCUGCCUGCAGACAUUUGAGAUGUACACUCAGAAGGAUACAAGCGCAAUACUCCAGCGGCUCCCCGACCCAGAGAAUCGCGUCAUUUGCCAGUUAAUCCCUGAGACAGACGGUCGCCAUUAUACAUCAUACUUUGCCGGGCGCAAGCUCGAUAGUAACCACUCGAUAGACGGACUGGCCGCAUAUCAAAUCCUGGGUCAUGCCCGCUGGAGAUGUUACUUCGGCGAACACCCAUGUAACCCAGAGAUCGAAUUUUAUGACGAGAAUCACACGGAAACGCUUUCGAAAGACUCACUGCUGAGCAAACAGGCUGCAGUUGAGUGGUUGGUGUGGUCGACAGAUGCGGAGUUCAACAUGGACCGUGCUAUUCGAGAUCAUAUCAACGGAACACGGCUUGUCCCCCCUCCCGAUGAGUUACAGGUUGCAAUCUAA